AAUAAAAUUAUCAAAUGGAUUAUUCUGAAAGAUAGAAAGCCUGACAUGGUUUGAUGGCAUAAAAGUAUAAUUUAUUCCACAUAAAUUUGAAACUUAAGGUUAAAACAAUGAAGAAGAAAAAAAAUAUAGUAAAAUUUUAUUUGACUUUUUUUGAUUUCGAUUCCAAUAUUUUUCUCGCAAACCCGAACACGCUCGAAACAUCAUCGUUCAAUUGUAAACAACUGCUAAAUCGUUGCCCAUUCACCAGAAAUGUGGCAGAAUAGAAAUUUUGGCUACACGUUUUCAAACGGAAAAUUCAUCGUGUCUUUUUUGAAAAAAGCUUAAAUUUGUCUAAUUAUGGAUUGAAAAGUUCCUUCGGUUUCAAUGAAAAGAAUUUGUGGAAGUAACAGGUGCACGGACUGUCCGAGCAUCGGUUUAUUAUUUUGGUUGUUAAGGUAGAUGAUAGUUCUAAUUAAAAUUGCAAGAUUUUGAAGAGUUACUUUGAGUUUAAAUACAUUCAUUUGACACCCCUUAACUGCAGUCCGAAGAUCCUAUAGUUACAACCAUGGUGAACGAUUCGGCUAAAAUUUUCGCGCUGGUCGUUACGGCGAUCAGAAACCUUCGAGAACUGAAAGGCUCGACUUCAAAAGAAAUUUUGAAUUACAUCUCGAACAUCUAUGACAUUUCUCCGGAUGCGGCCCGUCGUCAGAUGCAAACAGCUUUGAAACGCGGCGUGGCUUACGGGAUCCUGAAGAAGAAUGGCGGCCACUAUAUCCUACCAACCAACAGCGAGAUGAGGCUACAGGAGAUCGCGGAGCAGGAGGUGAACCUGCUGGACAUUUGUCGCAAAACGAAAAUGCAGAAGAAGAUGGGGUGUAAAUGCAAGAAGCGACGCCGCAGACGAAGGAGGAGAAGGCGAACGAAGAAAUACUGCAGAUGCAAGAGGAAAAAGUCGAGGAGACGGAAACGAAGACGCAGGAGAAGGAAGAAGAAGAGGUGUAAAUGCGGCGGUAUCAUAAACAGACGCGAUCAAUGUAGAAUGAAGCGAGCCAUAACACCUCGUACUGUUGACAAUUUUGAGGAGACGAAAUCUAUGGAACUGCCAAUCGAGGCUUACGAGGACAGCGAGCGUAGUUCCGUGUCCUCCGUAUCCUCGAAAACCGAUUAGAAACGUAAGUUCGUAUUCUUCUAUGGUGGCACAAUCAUAACUGAUAACAUAUUUCAAAGAGAACAAGGAAAAGAAACCGAUUUCAAGGAUUGUUUCUUUAAUAAAAAAUGAUAAUUGGUUAGGGGUGUAAGUAGUAGAAGCGUUAAUCUCGAGGGGGUGACAAUGCAGAGCUUGAAAUAGCAGCAAUUUAUCCGAGUAACUGUAAUUUAUUUUGUUGGACUGAUGAAGCGGGUUUGUAAGGGAUGGAAGAAAUUUAGUAGAAGGAAAGCUGUGACGAGAGUAAUUAGCAAGAAAUUCCCGGAAAGAGCGUUUGUUGGGGAUGAAAAAUGAGAAAAGCAGGGUAGGCGAAGUGAAUGAAAUUUGUUGCGAACAAAGUUGCAAGGAUUAGUAAUUACAAAUGUAGUCUAUCAUUUUUUAAUUGAUUAAUGUGUUUUCUAGUGGGACAACAAUUGCUAGGAUUAAAGUUCGUUGAAUUGUCGUCGAUAUGGAAGAUUCGAAAAGCAACUUUCUUCAUGGGAAAUGUAUCUUUGGAAAGAUAAUUAUUUUUGAACGUAUUUAUAUUCUUAUCAAGUGUACACGAGUUUCUUCCAAACGUGUCUCUUCGAGUGCAUGUUACUCUUUAUACAAUAUUCUAUUUUGUCUAAUUUAAUAGUAAUCUUGUAAUAAUGUUUUUGAGAGUAAAAAUAUACAAAUUUGUUGGCCAAUUAAUUUUAAUGAUUCUUUUUCAGAAUCGAAGUACGCAGCAAUGCGUGCACAAAAAGCUCAUAAAUAAAUAUGUACACAUUCGUAGGGUUAUCAUUUUUAAAUCGGUGAUAAAACACUUUGCAGAAUAAAGUUAAUUAAUCUCUGCGAUGAGCAGGCAAUUGGAUAGUAUCCAGCUACAUUGAAAAAUUACCAUAACGUUAAAUAAGAUCCUUGGUAAGGUUAACGAGAAUUUUUUAAAUUAGCGUAUCGAACGCGCUAAUUAAACGUUAAGUUCGAUAAAUGCUAAGCUGUUCGGGGAGGAAAAACAUUGAACAGAGCAGAGAAACUGGUUUUCGCGAUACUUUUUUUUCUCUCUCCCCACUCUGACUCAGUAUUAUACUAAUAGAUAAGUUUUUCCACGGUUACCGAUGUAACGUAAUUACUCGUUAUUUACCAGACGAACGAUUACAUGAAUAUUAUUUCUAUUUUCAUACCCUGAGCGUCUGGUUUUCCCUGACAUUUCUCGUAUCUACGUCCUCGACAUUUAUUUAAGGAAAAAGAAAGGUACUAGGCAAACUUUUAAUUUAUCCGUCGGAUUUCUGCCGGUAGCCGAAUGUCAGCUGCUAUAAAUUGCUUUUUAAUUGCGACGGAACGAGCCACUCAAACUGCUUCGUUUCACGGAUCGAUCUUCUCAUUUGGCCCGGGAGUAGACGAAUUUUCCGAAGUUCGUUAGAAUUCGUGUGUGAAUCUAGUUUUCGCGACAGCAAUUUCUGCUAAUGAUUAUCAAAUUAGGAAACGAUAAAGGUACUUUCCACGUUGCAUGAAUAUUUAAAAAAAAAAAACAGAGCUUGAGGUAGAAACUUAAUUGUAAGUAUUAGGCUAACUAUUAAAUUUCAAAAAAUUUGAAUUUUAAGGAAUUCAAUAAA
Osmia bicornis bicornis is the source of this 2757-nucleotide messenger RNA. RefSeq names its product protamine-like protein. Gene Ontology annotation, cellular component: nucleosome. Gene Ontology annotation, molecular function: DNA binding. Gene Ontology annotation, biological process: nucleosome assembly. Lineage: Eukaryota; Metazoa; Arthropoda; Insecta; Hymenoptera; Megachilidae. The record is from RefSeq and is a predicted model, not a curated record. The transcript has 2 exons. Bases 545 to 1147 code for a protein of 200 amino acids.